Molecule: messenger RNA, 1751 nt
Organism: Lentinula edodes (shiitake mushroom)
Lineage: Eukaryota; Fungi; Basidiomycota; Agaricomycetes; Agaricales; Omphalotaceae
Exons: 13
Coding region: 86-1558 (490 amino acids)
Molecular function (GO): flavin adenine dinucleotide binding; oxidoreductase activity, acting on CH-OH group of donors
Source: RefSeq, a predicted model, not a curated record
AUAUCCUCCGGGCUUCCAGUUCCAGAAGAACGAUGCCUGGUAUCCUCGUGCUCGUGCUGUGGGAGGCUCUACGAUCCACAAUGCAAUGAUCAAUAUCAUCGCGGAAACUGAAACAGAUUUUGAUAAUCUUGCUGCCACUUUCAAUGAUUCGACGUGGUCUCGGGACAAUAUGCAAAAUUACUUCAAACGUAUUGAGCAUAAUCUCUACACUUUGGGGCUUGAUCCGCUGAACCAUGGGUACAAUGGGUGGUUGUCCACGAGCUUGAAUCCAGAUUUAACAGUGCUGAAUCCCAUGUUUCUCGAUGCGCAAACCGUGGCAUUCUUUGCGACAUUGACCGCCGCGGGCUUACCCCCCAUCCUUGAUCUUAACGAUCUGGCAUCCGACCAGGCUAUCGGAGGCACCAUGCCCAGCUUUACAAUUGACGCCGACCAUACGCGGUCCAGUGUUCGAGAUAGACUGAUUAAUGUGAACCAGUCAACCUCUUCUCUUCAGUUUACUUUGGACACACUGGCCACGAAGAUAUUGUUGUGUAACAGCGGCAACGGCUCCCCCACAGCUUACGGUGUAGAAAUCGCACCAGGAGCGGCGUUACCCGUAGCCAGUAAUUUCCAGGGCAAGGCGAUCGUGCCGACACAGAAUAUUACUGUCAAACAUGAAGUAAUUAUUUCUGCCGGCGUAUUCCAGAGCCCUCAAUUGCUAAUGUUAUCCGGAAUCGGAAAUGCCUCGCAACUUCAAGAUUUUGGCAUUAUACCUGUCGUAGACCUUCCGGGUGUUGGCACCAACUUGCAAGACCACGAUGAAAUUUCCGUUAUAUGGCGCAUGAAACAAAAUUUCUCGCUUCUUGAUGGAUGUGUGUUGCAACCUGACCCAGGAGAAGACCCAUGUCUGGAAUUCUGGGAAGACGAUAGCCGUCUCAAUGCAUAUUCAUUUGGAGGUGCCGUCGAAGCUAUCAUAUCCCAAUCGACAGACAGCUCGGAACCCGACAUUAUGACUUACUGGGAGCCUGCAUACUUUCCAGGUUUUGUCAGAGGUUUUCCAGAAGAGUUUAUUGACAAUAAAAACGCGGUGACUGCGGUACACUUGAAGGCUCACCCGUCCACAAGAGGGACCGUACAGCUGACCGGUUCUCAUCCACAAGACUUGUUGAACAUACAGAAACUUCACUUUCAAGCAGAAAAUGGCCCAAAGGAUAUCGCAGACCUCCGCGAAGCAAUCAAACGUUCGAGAGCCGUGAUGCAGUCUUUGACCAUUCUGUCUUUUGUUGACGAAGAAAUUUUUCCCGGGCCUCAAGCUCAAACGGAUGAUGAGAUAGACGCUCACAUUUACGAAAAUAUCUUUGGUCAUCAUGCCUGCUGUACCAAUGCCAUCGGAGCGGAUAGCGAUCCUUUUGCGGUGCUCGAUGGAGACUUCAAAGUGAGAGGCGUAAAUAAUCUUCGGGUGGUCGACGCUAGCUCGUGGCCGAAUGUACCCGGCUGGUUCAUCUGCACACUCACAUAUAUGAUGUCAGAAAAAGCAGCGGAUGUCAUUAUUGCUGGAGCGCAGGAUGAACCUCAAUGAAAGUACUGCAUCCCCUUCCCUAAGACCUUGUUUUCUGCGUGUCUUCCACUGUCCCAUACGUAUGUACAAGAUUUGUACCAGAUUGUCUAGGAUAUGUACAUCAGCCCUGUAUCUUCACGGGCUUUGUUCUUCCCAGAUCUAAACCCAUGUAGAGAGCAUACAGAGAUGUCCUGCCAUGGUGCAUAGGUCCUCG